GGCAAACACACAGUGCGCGCAAACAUGUUCGUCGCUGGUCUGGCAAAUGUAGUGUCAGAUCACUGGAUUCUGGGAACCACCAGCCUAUUAUUCUGCUAUACAGUGGGCUUGGUUUUGUACAACCUAUACUUCAGCCCUUUGGCGAAAUUUCCGGGACCGUUCUUUGCAAGGAUAUCGACCUUGCCUGACUUUUACUGGUCGCUUACCGGGAAACGACACCUUUGGAUUGCCCGCAACCAUGAAAUCUAUGGCGAUGCGGUUCGCUUCCGCCCCGAUGGGCUGCUCUUCAAGACACCCGAGGCCUAUCGCGACAUCUUCAACGCCAGAGCUAAUGUCAAGCGAUCUCAGUUCUAUGACAUGAUGACACGGCACAGAAAUGAUCAGAGUACUCUUACGGGCACUGACCCCGCUCUGCAUGCUCGCAAACGACGAGUCCUGAACACGGUGUUUUCUGAUAAAUCCCUCCGCUCGAUGGAGCCGCUGCUGGAGUCGCACGUGGCCCGUUGGUGUGAGCUUCUCGUCGACGAAGAAGGCACGGAAUGGUCGCGACCUCGAAAGAUGUCGGAAGUAUGCGAUUACUUGGUCUUGGAUGUACUGUGUGAUCUCUGCUUCGGGCGAGCUGUGAAUACGAAAGAACCCGGGGACAAUGAGCAUCGCCAGAUUCCCCACAUCAUCGCUUUCUUCCUGCGCAUACUAUACCCGCUGGGCCACUGCCCCUGGCUCAACGCUCUCGUCUGGCUCAAACCCCGCGGCCUCGACUGGGUGCUAAGCAAAAUCACACCCCCCAACGUGCGCUUCCUCUACAACUUUGUCGACGAAUCCCUCGCCCAGCGCCUCGAGCUCGAAGCCCAGGGGCAAACCCGGCCAGAUAUGCUGCAUUUCCUGCUCCGCGCCAAAGACCCGGCCACCGGCCUCCCUGGCUACACGCGCGCGGCCCUCGAAGCGGAAGCCAUCAUGCUGACAAUCGCCGGCUCCGACACCACCUCCGUGAUCAUGGCCGGAUUCUUCUUCUACAUCGUCCGCACGCCGCACGCCUACCACAAGCUCGUCGCCGAAAUCCGGUCCACCUUCCCUUCAGUGGAUACAAUCCGGGGCGGCCCCACCCUCCUCUCCGGGUGUCCGUACCUCCGCGCCUGCGUCGACGAGGCCAUGCGCAUCACCCCGGCCGGCUCGUCAGAGCUGCCCCGCACUGUUCUGUCUGGCGGAAUCACCAUCGCCGGCGAGUUCAUCCCGGAGGGCACGACCGUCGGCGUCGCGCACUGGAGCUUCUAUCGCAACGCGGAUUGUUUCCCGGAUCCGGACCUCUACCGUCCCGAGCGGUGGAUCGUGGAUCCCGCAGCGGGCGUCACCGCGGAGGACGUGGCGAGGGCAAAGGCGAGUUGUCUGCCGUUUUCGGCCGGGACGACGAGUUGUGCCGGGAAGAACUUUGCGUUGUUGGAGUUGUAUUUGGUUAUUGCGAGGACGGUGUGGUUGUUUGAUUUGCGGUUGGUGGAGGGGGAUCGGACGGGGGUGGUUGGGGGGUGUUCUGGUGGUAGUGGUGGUGGUGAUGAUAAAGUGGUGGAGCAGGAGAGGGAGGUCUUCGGGCUGUGGGAUAGUUAUAUUAGUAUCAGGGAUGGGCCGAUGGUGCAGUUUCGGCGAAGGGAGGCUGAACAGACUUCAUAUGCACAUGACAGGGAGUCUACGUGCGUUUAG
This is a messenger RNA of Aspergillus fijiensis CBS 313.89, 1692 nucleotides long. Its product is annotated as cytochrome P450. Gene Ontology annotation, molecular function: iron ion binding; oxidoreductase activity, acting on paired donors, with incorporation or reduction of molecular oxygen; heme binding. Bases 25 to 1692 code for a protein of 555 amino acids. The record is from RefSeq and is a predicted model, not a curated record. The transcript has 3 exons. NCBI's taxonomy places the organism in Eukaryota, Fungi, Ascomycota, Eurotiomycetes, Eurotiales, Aspergillaceae.